Molecule: messenger RNA, 2172 nt
Organism: Colletotrichum phormii
Lineage: Eukaryota; Fungi; Ascomycota; Sordariomycetes; Glomerellales; Glomerellaceae
Exons: 2
Coding region: 1-2172 (723 amino acids)
Source: RefSeq, a predicted model, not a curated record
AUGUUAAGAAAAAAGACAAAUGCAAAUGCGCCAAAGCGCAAGGCAGAAGAAAGACAGGCGCAAUUCACCAGGAGAAUACAAGAGGUCAUAGGACACGACGAUAUCGCCAAAGAUGUACGAAUCGACAAGGAGAACAAGAAGGUCCGCACCUCGGCCGGCGACCUGCCCAUCUCGCCCGUCAUGGACCCCGUGUGGAUGGACGUACGCACGAGGUACAGGACGCCCAAGCCCAGGCCCAAAUCCACACACCGGCCUCCUCCCUCGUCAUCAUCAGGGAGAGCGCCGAAGAAGCACAAGUACGUAAUUAAAAUGGGGUGGGAUGAGAAGAAGCAGGAUAAUACAAAGUACAUUAUCGUGAACAAGAAGCCCAAUGGGGGCAGGUUCCGCGUCAAGGUGCAACAGAAUCCGUACGUUCAUGCCCUUGCCUCGCCUAUCCGAUUCUGUCCCGUCACGGGGGCAUCUCUGCCGAAAUACUUUCUUCAGAACUUCAAGGCCGUUACGAACCCAGACACCAAGGGUCACUGGUUCAUGCCGGGCGACAUUGAAGUAUCGUGGACACAUAAACAGGCCAUGGAAGAUGUAUGCGGAGAGCUCGACGAUGUGGAGGACGGAGUUGAAAAGCAUGACGAUGUGGAGGAUGGGUCAAGGGAACACGCCGAAGAGAGCCCUAAAGAGCUCGACAAUGAAAAGGACGAACUCAAGAAAGCUUUCAGAGAGGAUGGCGAGGCCAAGAAGUCUGAUGAUGCCGAUGAUAGGUUCGAAAAGCGUUUUGAACAGACGGCCGGAUCCACGAAACCUGAAGAGGAGGUAGUCGAAUCCAAAGAGCAAAGCGAAGAGGGACCUCGAAAUCUCAACAUCACAGAAGAAGACUUUGAGAAACAUUUCGAAAAAGCAGUCGGAUCCGAGAAGCACAACACAAAGGAGAAGAGCCGCUCUACAGCGAUAUCAAACAGAAAACCAUCCAGAACAGAACCCCUCGAGGAUUCCCUCGCAAGGCAAAAAGAAACAGACCAGCUACUCAUCGAAUCCCCUUCCGCCUAUGUGGUCCUUAGGAAACCCAUCAUCGACUCCAUGGCAGGAAAACGUGGCAAGACGCCCUUUGGAGACGGGUGGAGGACGCUCCUGGGCAGGAACCAAAAGGUCAUGAACUCGGACAUUCCCAAGCGUCUGGUGUGGCGCGAGGACAUGGGCGACUUUGUCCUCGACAACCUACGCAAGAAUGUCAUGAAGAACAUUGCUUACUCCGUCGAGAUGAACAACCAGAAGAGGUCCUACAUUGAGCCCCUCGAGAGGUGGGAGGAUGUUCACGAGUCGGAGAAGCGGGGCUGUUUGCUAUGGUAUGACACGGCAAAGGUUCCUACGGAAGAGAGUCGGUGGGAUGAAUGGAUGAAGGAAGGACAGAUCAAGCCAUUUGCGACCUACGAUGUCCCUGACGCAAAGUACGAAAAGAGCCUGCCCAUCUACGAUAUCGGGCGGCUCAUGGGGCCAGAGUACCUCGCCAAGCUGAUGAAAAUGCCCCUGUUCCGCAAAAAGUCGCUCUUCGUCGUCAAGAAGAAGCCGUCGACCCCGCUACAGCUCUACCUGUGGAAGCUGCAGGCGUACAUGGCCGAGUAUCCCUCCGCAGAGAAGGUCGCCGAGGAGAGUGCGGAGAAGCGAAGGCUCGACAGGAAGAGGAGGGAGGAGGAGCGCCAGGAGGAACUCGUCCAGGAGCAAUUCAGGCUGGAGGAGGAGGCGAGGGAAGGGUACAUCAGGGCCAAGGCCGAGCGUGCCCGGAUCAUUCAGGAGAGAAUCGAACGGGAGAUGCGCGGGGACGACGAGCCCAAGGACAAGGCACCCGAGGCGGAGGUCGAGCGCGAAGCCGGGUUUGCGACCACCAGCACAGCUACGCCAAAAGGUUCGGCUGCAGUCAUGACCAGAGAUGCCUUCGCCACCCAAUUCAUGUCGACAGCACGAGUUUCAGCACCCAAUGCUUGGGGCAGCGCCGUCAUCAAACCCAUAGGUACGACCAGGAUCGACAGGAAGGCUGAAUUCUCCAAACGGCCCACGAUGAAAGCCAGAGCCGAAUUUACACCAAAGCGCUCAGCCAAAGCUCCCGCGGCGCCCAUGACCGCAGCCGACUUCACCGCCCAGCUCAUGGCCACAACUCGAGUCGGUUCUGGAUCUGACUCUUGA